GCCAUUGCGAUCGAUCACGACGAGGCCGCUGGAAUGAGGGGCGGAGGAGGGGCCGGCGAUAAGCAGACGGCCAACGGCAUGCAUGGCGGCGCGGCGCACGGUGCGUCCGCCGGCAAGCCCAAGUCUUAUUUCCUCUACGGCAUCCUCCUCUACGCCGUCCUUCCCGUGUUGUUCCUGUACAUGGUCGUCGCCGCGAUCUCGCCCAUCUACAACCUGCGGUGCUCGCCGGAGGGCGCCGGCGCCAUGGUGCGUUUCGUGGUGGCCAAUCCGAAUGCAAGCUCCUCCAACACUUCCAUGACGUCGUCCCCGCCGACGGUGUCGGCGGACGAGGCGCCCACGGGGCUGCGGCACAUCGUGUUCGGCAUCGGCGCCUCGUCGGCGCUGUGGGAGGGCCGCAAGGAGUACAUCAAGCUGUGGUGGCGGCCGGGGCGGAUGCGAGGGUUCGUGUGGAUGGACAAGCCCGUGGAGGAGUUCUACUCCAAGAGCUCGCGCACGGGUCUCCCGGCGAUCAUGGUCAGCUCGGACACGUCCAAGUUCCCGUACACGCACGGGGCCGGCAGCCGGUCGGCGCUGCGGAUCUCCCGCAUCGUCUCCGAGAGCUACCGGCUGGGCCUCCCGGGGGUCCGGUGGUUCGUCAUGGGCGACGACGACACGGUGUUCCUCCCGGAGAACCUGGUGCACGUGCUGUCCCGGUACGACCACACGCAGCCCUACUACAUCGGGUCGCCGUCCGAGAGCCACAUCCAGAACCUCAUCUUCUCCUACGGCAUGGCGUUCGGCGGCGGCGGGUUCGCCAUCAGCCGGGCCCUCGCAGAGGAGCUGGCCAAGAUGCAGGACGGGUGCCUGCACCGGUACCCGGCGCUGUACGGCAGCGACGACCGCAUCCACGCGUGCAUGUCGGAGCUGGGCGUGCCCCUGACGCGCCACCCGGGGUUCCACCAGUGCGACCUGUGGGGCGACGUGCUGGGCCUCCUGGGCGCGCACCCCGUGGCGCCGCUGGUGACGCUGCACCACCUCGACUUCCUGGAGCCGGUGUUCCCGACGACGCCGUCGCGGGCCGGGGCGCUGCGGAAGCUCUACGACGGCCCCGUGCGGCUCGACUCGGCGGCGGUGGCGCAGCAGUCGGUGUGCUACGACGGGGACCACCAGUGGACGGUGUCGGUGUCGUGGGGGUUCGCGGUGAUGGUGGUGCGCGGGGUGCUGUCGCCGCGGGAGAUGGAGACGCCGGUGCGAUCCUUCCUCAACUGGUACCGCCGCGCCGACUACACGGCCUACUCCUUCAACACGCGGCCCGUGGCGCGGCAGCCGUGCCAGAAGCCCAACGUGUACUACAUGCGCGACUCCCGGAUGGACCGCCGCCGGAACGUGACGGUGACGGAGUACGAGCGGCACCGCGUCAAGCCGCCGCCCUGCCGGUGGCGCAUCGCCGACCCGGCCGCGCUCCUCGACCACAUCGUCGUCCUCAAGAAGCCCGACCCGGAUCUCUGGAAAAGGUCGCCGAGGAGAAAUUGCUGCAAGGUGAUGUCGUCGCCGAAGAAGGGGGAAAACCGGACGAUGACGAUCAACGUCGGGGUGUGCAGAGAAGGCGAGUUCGCCAAGAUUUAACUGACUGGCCGGGAUCGGUGGGAGCUGGUUAAACUUAAAUAGGAGAGGUGAUAGCGGCGGCGGAAUAGGUCCCGACCGGCCGGAGCUGGAAACGAAGGCCAAGCCAAGAUUAUUACUCAGACUCAGAGGACGGGACAGAAGUAGCUCGUUAAUUAGCCUUAGCUGAUCGAUCGAUCCGCCGGGUCGGUCGGACUCGGAUGGGUGCCGAACUGCUGACUGGUAGUAAGUACACCGGCCGCGACGGCGCGUGCAUGCAUGCAUGCAUGAGAUGUGAGGAUGAUAUGCCACGGUGUCUGUGUAGAAUAGGAAGUGCCGGGAGGUUCCUUUGUGCCUUGGUGUAAGCUAUCUUCCAUCGUGCAGAGGAGCACGGCCGACUUGAAUUAUAGCAG
Messenger RNA from Hordeum vulgare subsp. vulgare (domesticated barley), 1994 nucleotides. RefSeq lists its product as uncharacterized. The transcript has 3 exons. The record is from RefSeq and is a predicted model, not a curated record. Gene Ontology annotation, molecular function: acetylglucosaminyltransferase activity. Bases 34 to 1605 code for a protein of 523 amino acids. NCBI's taxonomy places the organism in Eukaryota, Viridiplantae, Streptophyta, Magnoliopsida, Poales, Poaceae.